AUGAGCACAAGGAGCCUGUUUCUCGUUACUGGAAGAAUGCUCAUUUCCUUUGGAAUCCUAAAUGUCAUUUUGGGAAUUAUUGCUUUCUUCCCUGUUUUUUCCUAUAAACCAUGGUUUGUUGGAUGGAGUGUUCGCAUUGCUUCUUCCAUCUGGAGUGGAUAUUUGGCUGUUAUUGCAGGUGUACUUCUUACUCUGGCUGAGAAACAAUGGACCUCAAGAUACCUGUGGCAGGCUGCUUUCACCUUUAGCAUCUUCAGUGUCAUCAGCUCUCCUGUCCAAGGCGCCAUUGCGGUGGCAGCUCUUCUUCUGGGCCCCUAUUGCUAUUAUUCUUUUGCUGGGGUUUCAGGUACAAACUAUCUCAGUUAUGCCAUUUCGUCACUUUUUCCUUACGGCAAGUUUGCUUCUUCAUGCAAAGAUCCGUUACAUUAUGAGUGGUAUCACCUGGUGCUGCAGAUUCUAGACCUCGUCUCAGGCCUUGUCAUUCUAUGUGCAUCUUUGGCUACUGUGGUCAAGCUCACAGCAAGACUUUUCCAGUUUGGACAUUUAAAUGGAGAAAGGAAUUAAUGGUGAUCUGAGACCUCCAAACAUCUGGACUGAGCUUCAUGGAGAUGCUUGAAUGUCAUCCUCACAACAGGAAUAGUUGCCAACUAAUUUCCAAUUAAAUGUACAGUAAACAUUUUUAAUUUAAAUGCAUAACUGUAUAGGAAUAUAGAUUCUUAAAAAUUCAGUUAGCAUUGUAAACCCUUGUAAACAAUUAGCUUCUGGCACAGAAAUCUGCAUUCCCCCCCCUAUUUUAGUUGUAUGGAAAAUUUGUUUUCAAGAUGGCCAUCCAGAUUCUUUUUAAACACAUCUAGCAAAGGAAAAUCCACCACCUCCUCAGGCAGGUCUGUUCCAUUGUUGAACAGUUCUUAUCAUUCAGACA
Python bivittatus (Burmese python) is the source of this 922-nucleotide messenger RNA. RefSeq names its product transmembrane protein 212 (gene TMEM212). Lineage: Eukaryota; Metazoa; Chordata; Lepidosauria; Squamata; Pythonidae. The record is from RefSeq and is a predicted model, not a curated record. Gene Ontology annotation, cellular component: membrane.